AUGCGCGGGGUGGCGAUGGCGCCGGUGGGAGCGGACGCGGAGAGCGAGACACUUGGCAACCCUUGUCGUGCGGGCCAAGCUUCAGGCAAACAAGAGAGCAGACCGAGAUUACUGCCUACCCCGCCUGGGCUGGGCCUGAUGGAGGCCCGCGUUAAAGGGAAGGCUCCCGGCUAUGAAGGGGAGCCCAUGUUCGGGGAUUCCAGAGGCGGAUGA
Messenger RNA from Linum trigynum, 213 nucleotides. The record is from the annotation of a GenBank genome assembly. NCBI's taxonomy places the organism in Eukaryota, Viridiplantae, Streptophyta, Magnoliopsida, Malpighiales, Linaceae.